Fomitopsis serialis is the source of this 552-nucleotide messenger RNA. RefSeq lists its product as uncharacterized. The record is from RefSeq and is a predicted model, not a curated record. NCBI's taxonomy places the organism in Eukaryota, Fungi, Basidiomycota, Agaricomycetes, Polyporales, Fomitopsidaceae. The annotation marks the transcript as partial. The transcript has 2 exons.
CAGAGAAUGACGGACGACACGAAGCGAAGGUGCUAUCAAUGCCUUGUGGAGGUGGAACCAGCGCGGAUGCGGAACCACGUCGGCGAACAUAUCCUCAAAGCAUUGCGAGGUGUACAUGAAGACUUACAAGGACAGCAUAUCGCUCUGCCCGAGCUGCCAUGUGGCUUCUGUGGACGUCCCGAGCGGCUGUGUGUCGCGCCGACAAUGACCAAGGGUACGGGUGGGAGCUCACCACAGGCAAGAAGUGAAUGCCCUUACUAUAGGCUCUUCUUCUAUCAACCGAGCCUCAAGACGUCCGGAACUACGCCUUGCACGAACGUGCCGUUUGUAUGCAAGAUACCCGGGUGCAAGACUGAGAAAGAGGGGAACUGGACUGCGAUAUGGAAGUACAAUCUCCGUGAGCAUAUGCGUGUCUUCCAUCCCACCUAUAGCAUCGACAACGCAGGACUCGGACUGGACGCACUGAUACCACUUCCGCCAGCGAUUAUUCGUGAUAUGUACAUCUCGGACGAAGAAGACAAAGGCUUGAGAAUACCUGACAGUCACAUUCCG